CGCGCGCGACGAUUCCGCAGUCGCACACCAAACCGUGAACGAACUCAACCGCUCCCAUUUGAAAAUUCAAACGCGUAACAAACCUUUUUGUACGAGCCGAGUUUUUUUCUUUUCUGUGUGUUGUGGUCAAGUAGUAUCAGCCGGAGCCUUUGUCAUCUUGUCCCAGCAAUAUACCGCAGAAUGUCGUCCGGACGGCAGUGUGCCAGCUUUGUGGCAUUCCUGGCGUGCAUCGCCAUCACAUCGUGUGCACAAGUCGAAGACCCGUGCAAGACUAAAUCAAGGGUGGUGGGAGAUGACAAGUAUUGUGACAAAUAUUGGGAAUGCGACAACGGGCAAUCGAUCCAGUACGACUGCCCCAACGGGCUGGUCUUCGCAGGCAAACAUCGAGGGGUGACAGAAGGCUGCGACUACCCGUGGCGGUCGAACUACUGUGAAUAUCCUAAAGUGCAAAUCAAUCCACCAAUCGGCACCGAGCAUUGUGAUUGGCUGUACGGCAUCUUCGGACACGAAACAUCCUGCACCCGCUACUGGACCUGCUGGAACGGCACAGCCACGGAGCAGCUCUGCAUCGGUGGUCUGCUGUACAACGAGAACGCCCACUCUUGCGACUGGCCCGAAAAUGUUGACGGCUGCCAGAAACAUCCGCUCUGCAACGACGACCCCAACGGUAACGUGCCCCUCGGCAAGUCGUGCAAUAGGUACUGGCAGUGCCAGGGCGGGUACCCGCGGCUGCAGCGGUGCCCAGCGAUGCUGGUGUUCGACAGGCGGUCGCUGAGGUGCGUCGUGCCACCUACUGAAGACUGCGAUGUGCCUACUACAACCGCCGCGCCGGUAGAAGAAGAUGACGUCAGGCCGGGUCAACAACAGAAGCGACCACAGAAUCAAGAUCACUUCGAGUCGCAGCAACCCGCACGCCAACGGCCGAGGAACUAACUUCUGCGACUUUCUAAUUAAAAGAGUCAUCAUACACUUCUACUUUCUUAUAAUUCUCAAUACGAUUUGCAUUGGUCUAGUGUGUUGCGAAUUUCAGAAGAAUGAGUAAGAGUCGAUAAUCUGUAGUCGGGGUGUCAUACGCAAUUGCACAGAUAAUACUGAGAGGUAUUUUUGCUAAAUACUAGGUCAAUUUAAAUUAGACUCUAAAAAAAUCAUUGGUGGACCUUGUUCAUACUUCUUGCGUUCUGUAUGUAAGCACCUCAGAUUACAGAACAAAAAGGCAGAUGGUAGGCACGGAACACCAUAGCAUAUACGAAGUCAAAAAAGACUUCCAAUUUGAGUCCGUACACCACAACGCAUCGUGUUGUGAAUACGUCCCGUGUAUAAAGUUUUUAUCAAAACUAUGCCGCCUUGUUCAUACAUCGUAAAAACUGUUCACAAAGACAAAAUUGUAUUUACUUUUGACAUCUGCCUUUUGUUCUGUAAUCUGAAGUAAGCACCUUUCUCUAUAACUUUAUAACUGUCCCACCUUGUUAAAAAUUUCAAUUUGUAUCAUCCCAUUGGGAACAAACUUAGUGCCUACCUAUUUUAUUUUUAAA
Chilo suppressalis (striped riceborer) is the source of this 1532-nucleotide messenger RNA. Lineage: Eukaryota; Metazoa; Arthropoda; Insecta; Lepidoptera; Crambidae. The record is from the annotation of a GenBank genome assembly.